UUGAAGCAGAGAAAAAGUGAAGAAAGUGAAAAAGUGCUUUUAAUUGCAGGGGAGUGAAAUGUUUUUAAAAUUAUUUGUGUUCAUUGCACUUGGUGUAGUGUUGCAACAAGUUGAAUUUACAAAGGCGGAAAAUCGAAAGUACGUUGUUUGUUAUCACGGCACUUGGGCCACAUAUCGCAAGUCAAGUGGCAAAUACGAUGUGAACAGCAUUGAUCCCUUCUUGUGUACACAUCUGAUGUACGCCUUCUUUGGCAUUGAGGAGAGUGGAGAUUUGCGCAUCAUUGAUCCUUACUUGGAUUUGGAGGACAAUGGUGGCAGAGGCAAUAUACGAAAGUUCAAUGCACUCAAGCUACAGAAUCCAACGUUGAAAACACUCGCUGCGGUUGGCGGCUGGAAUGAGGGCUCGAAGAAUUUCUCAAUUGUAGCAAAUGAUCCGGCACGCAGACAACGCUUCGUGCGAUCGGUGGUGCAAUUCAUACAGCGGCAUGGCUUUGAUGGCUUGGACUUGGAUUGGGAGUAUCCAAAUCAGCGACACAAUUUGACUUUCGAUGAUAAAACUAAUUACGUAACGCUGCUGCGUGAGUUGAGAGAGGGCCUAGACCCCUUCCAGUAUCUACUCACCGCCGCGGUGGGCUCUUCAGCGGACUCUGUCUCGCGCUCAUACGACAUUCCUGAAGUCUCGAAGUACUUGGAUAUCAUCAAUGUCAUGGCAUAUGACUUACAUGGCCCAUGGGAUCCCGUCACCGGUAAUAAUGCGCCACUUUACGAGGGCCCCACCGAUAUAACCGCGAAGAAUAAACAACUCAAUUUAGAUGCUAUAAUCAAAUAUUGGCUUGCACAAGGUGCACUCCGCGAGAAACUUGUAGUCGGCGUACCUUUCUAUGGCCGUUCCUACACUCUCGAAGAUGCAGCGAAGCACACUGUGGGCUCACCGCAUUUGGGUCGUGGCAUUGCUGGCCAAUACUCGGUCGAACCCGGUUCAAUUGGCUACAAUGAGCUUUGCGAACGUAUGCGCACCGAAGCGUGGACAGUCGAGUGGGAUGAGGUGCAAAUGACCCCCUAUGCAUAUUUGGGACAACAGUGGAUUGGGUUUGAGAAUCCACGCAGUAUUGGCCUCAAGGCGCAAUAUGCGAAGGAUAACAACUUGGCCGGUGUGAUGUUGUGGUCAUUGGAAUCUGACGACUUUCGUGGCAUUUGCAAUGGUGAGAAAUAUCCGUUGUUGCAAACUAUCAAUCGUGUGCUCUUCGAUGGACGUACAGCGACGGGAUUAACGCAAUCUGUGCUAAAUACGGCGGCGGAAUCGAUAAAACGCCCUGCAGCGCCUGGCUAUGUGGCGCCAUUUGUGGGUGGGCAGUAUCAGCAGGCGGCAGUGUUGGGGCCGCGUGGCAAUGCCGAAUGCGAAAAUGAGGAGGACGGCUAUGUGCGUGAUGCGAAAGACUGUGCAAAGUUUUAUUAUUGCGAACAGGGCAUGACGUAUCCGUUCAGUUGUCCCCAUAAUUUGAAAUUCGAUUUGCUGUCAACGAGCUGCAAUUAUGCGCAGUUGGUGGAGUGCUAGAGAAUGCGAGCUAUUGACUUUCAGCACAUACAAACAUAUAUAAGUACACAUAUUUUAGGUGAUAGAGUUAAAAACGAUAUUGGAAAAUAAAAUUAGCUUCGGUGAAAUGUAAAACUGUAAAAUUUAGCUACAAUAAAAAAAAACAAUUUUACAAAAAUUAAAUAAAAAGUACCACUAAUCCGCGCAUUAGAGAACAAUAGCAUA
Messenger RNA from Anastrepha obliqua, 1759 nucleotides. Its product is annotated as chitinase-like protein 4. The transcript is spliced from 4 exons. The coding region runs from base 59 to 1555 and encodes 498 amino acids. The record is from RefSeq and is a predicted model, not a curated record. Gene Ontology annotation, cellular component: extracellular region. Lineage: Eukaryota; Metazoa; Arthropoda; Insecta; Diptera; Tephritidae. Gene Ontology annotation, molecular function: chitin binding; chitinase activity. Gene Ontology annotation, biological process: chitin catabolic process; carbohydrate metabolic process.